Molecule: messenger RNA, 595 nt
Organism: Aspergillus alliaceus
Lineage: Eukaryota; Fungi; Ascomycota; Eurotiomycetes; Eurotiales; Aspergillaceae
Exons: 1
Coding region: 133-510 (125 amino acids)
Source: RefSeq, a predicted model, not a curated record
UUUCCCUUGAGUUCCUUUCGCUUCACAACCGUUUUCCUUCAGUUUCAUCGAUGCCACUGCACAUAAGAAUCUGUCGCUUCGUAUUGUCUACAAUUCACCAAAAAGGGGUCACAGAUACUCAGCGACUCAUGCAUGGUGGUCCCGUGUACAGAGUCACGAUAUGGUCCUUUGUAUCGAGGGACGCUUGUAUCAUACUGUUGUGGUAGGGGAGCCUGGUCUCGCUCACGAUUCUAUUUUGACCUUCCACUGUCAUUCACCUUCUCGACAUCUUUUUUUCUUCUUUUCACCGGACAGGCUCCAUGGAUGAUAAAUGCAGGUUUUAUUCUUAUGAUUCCCUUCGCACACGUGGGAACAAUUAGCGAUUCUCACUAUCUAGAUAGCCUAUGGAAUAGGAAAUCUUCAGUUGUUUACGCUUCUCAAGCUAUUGUUCAAAUCCGCAGCACCUCCCAAUGCAGAAUAUGCGGUGACCAUACACUCCUACCUAAUGUCUCUGAACGAAGCAAUGUCUAACCUGAAUGUAUCAUCACAAUAUAAUAACGAUUAACAUCGACGGGGGUAUUGUACACAAAAAGUCAACCAAAAUAUGCAACUAAAC